AUGAUAAUAGCUGUUUAUUGCUACUAUAUCGAAGGUCCUAGUGAACUUCAUGUCAAAUUAGAAGCAGAGGGAUUUUUACUUUGCAGAUCGAACAGGUGGUUAUCCACUGUUCAGUGCUCUGCGACAUGUUCUGAGGAUGGGUUGCUUCACACUGCUUGCGGGACUCCAAAUUAUGUUGCUCCGGAGGUGCUCAAAGAUAAAGGUUAUGAUGGUACAUCAUCUGAUAUUUGGUCUUGCGGAGUUAUUCUCUUUGUUCUCAUGGCUGGUUAUUUGCCUUUUGAUGAGCCAAGCUUUAUAGGCUUGUAUAAGAAACGUAUAACUAUUCUUGAAAUUCUACAAGAUGAAUGGUUUAAGAAAAGGUACAAGCCACCAAAAUUUGAGCAAGAUGAGGAUGUAAAUCUUGAUGAUAAUAUCUUAUAUUUUACAUGGUUAUGA
Messenger RNA from Gossypium arboreum, 435 nucleotides. RefSeq names its product CBL-interacting serine/threonine-protein kinase 9-like. Bases 1 to 435 code for a protein of 144 amino acids. Gene Ontology annotation, biological process: protein phosphorylation. The transcript is spliced from 4 exons. Gene Ontology annotation, molecular function: protein kinase activity; ATP binding. The record is from RefSeq and is a predicted model, not a curated record. NCBI's taxonomy places the organism in Eukaryota, Viridiplantae, Streptophyta, Magnoliopsida, Malvales, Malvaceae.